Messenger RNA from Toxotes jaculatrix (banded archerfish), 6176 nucleotides. RefSeq names its product DENN/MADD domain containing 4C (gene dennd4c). Gene Ontology annotation, biological process: regulation of Rab protein signal transduction. The transcript is spliced from 34 exons. Gene Ontology annotation, molecular function: protein binding. Gene Ontology annotation, cellular component: cytoplasmic vesicle. NCBI's taxonomy places the organism in Eukaryota, Metazoa, Chordata, Actinopteri, Toxotidae. The record is from RefSeq and is a predicted model, not a curated record. The coding region runs from base 298 to 6069 and encodes 1923 amino acids.
GUCUGAAAGAGACGUUUAGGAGGAAAGCUCACCAACAAAACUAUUAGCGCAGAUACGAACAUGGCGCCGGCCUCCACCAGCAACUUCAGAUGAAAGUGCGGCGAAGAAGUGGCUAGCAAAGUUUCAAAGGAGUAUUGCGGAGUGGCUUUUUGUUUUCUUUUGCGCGCCGCCCUGGUUUAAGCCGUUCCGGUUUGCACAGUUAAAAACACGGAAUAUAACAAGCGGGUAUAAACAGCAAGUUUGCCUACAUGUCAACAUUGUCUCUCGCUGCAGUGUAAACAGCUGGUGCACCCAGCCAUGAUCGAGGACAAGGGUCACCGUGUGACCGACUACUUUGUGGUGGCCGGGCUGACAGACAAGUCCACGCCCUUGGAGCAGGAUCUGUCAGAGACCAAGUACAGCGGACCCAAAGCGCCCAUCACAGACUUGGCCGUCAUUAACAAGUCGGCGGGAGAGACGGUGCCCGAGGGCUUCACUUGUAUCGACCUCACCCAAAGCGGCCAGCCCGCCAACCUAAAUCAUGGCAGUCUUAAGAGCCCUGAGUUGUUCCUGUGCUACAAGAGGGGUCGAGGGAAGCCUCCCCUCAUUGACAUCGGGGUCCUGUAUGAGGGUAAGGAGCGCCUGAUCCAGGGCUGCGAGAUCAUCCAGGCCACACCGUACGGCCGCUGCGCCAACGUCAACAACAGCUCGGCCACCUCGCAGCGCAUCUUCAUCACCUUCCGCCGAGCGCCACCCGUCCAGCCUCAGAAUUCCCUGGCGGUGACAGACAUUUGUGUCAUUGUCACCAGCAAGGGUGAGACGCCACCACAUACCUUUUGCAAAGUGGACAAGAACCUCAACUGUGGCAUGUGGGGCUCCAGUGUGUUCUUGUGUUAUAAGAAAUCAGUGUCUGCGUCCAAUUCCAUCAGUUACAAAGCUGGUCUCAUCUUUCGUUACCCAGAAGAGGACUAUGAGUCUUUUCCUCUAUCCGAAUCGGUCCCUCUGUUUUGUUUGCCUAUGGGUGCCAAGAUCGAGUGUUGGGCACCAAACACACGUGAUCCUCUGCCUGUCUUCUCCACGUUUGUCUUAACCAUCUCAAGUGGUGAAAAGGUGUAUGGAUCAGCCAUCCAAUUCUAUGAGCCAUAUUCAGUGGAUUUGUUGAGCGAGAAGCAGAAGAUCCAGCUGGGCCUGCUGACCACGGUGGAGAAGAAGAUGAUCACCAAUCGGCCUGUGAACACCAACAAAUGCAUCUGUCUGCUCUCACGCUGGCCCUUCUUCGCGUCCUUCCGCAAGUUCCUGAUGUUCAUCUACAAACUAUCUGUCUCAGGCCCACACCCACUGCCUAUUGAGAAGCACAUCUCACACUUCAUGCACAACGUGUCAUUUCCUUCCCCUCAAAGGCCCAGAAUCUUGGUCCAGCUCUCGGCACAUGACACCUUAAUCCUCUCCCAGCCUGUGUGCACACCUUUACCCCUCAGUGGGGCAGACUACGGCACUCUGCUGAUGAAUCUGGGCUCAGAGAACUGCGCCACACUGCUGCACUUUGUUCUCCUGGAGAGCAAGAUCCUGCUGCACUCGCUCCGGCCCGCUGUGCUGACUGGAGUGGCCGAGGCCGUGGUGGCUAUGAUCUUCCCCUUCCAGUGGCAGUGUCCAUACAUCCCCCUGUGCCCACUCUCUCUAGCAGGCGUCCUCAAUGCUCCUUGUCCAUUCAUAGUCGGUGUGGACUCCCGCUACUUUGACCUUUACGACCCCCCGCCAGAUGUCGUCUGUGUGGAUCUGGAUACCAACACUAUCUACCUGUCUGACGACAAGAGACACAACAACUGGAAGAACCUCCCAAAAAAGCCCUGCAAGAGCCUCAUCAGCUCACUGAGCAACUUGCACCACCAGCUGGGCACUGUUUCAAUGCGUCAAACAGCACAGGAGGGCUCAGCAGUGGACAUGACCCCCAUCGAAGCAGACUUCACCUGGCACAAGAAGAAGACGGCCCUGGAGAUGGAAAUCCAGGAGGCCUUUCUACGCUUCAUGGCCUCCAUCCUGAAGGGCUACCGCUCCUACCUCAAACCCAUCACACAGGCGCCUUCGGAAAAGACCACAGCUGCAGACUCUCUUUAUGACCUACAAGGGUUUCUCAAAAGCAGAGACCGUGCCCACCAGAAGUUCUACUCCCAGCUCACCAAGACGCAGAUAUUCAUCCGCUUCAUCGAGGAGUGCACCUUUGUCAGCGACAAGGACACCGGUUUGGCCUUUUUUGACGAUUGUGUGGAGAAGCUUUUUCCCUCUGAUAAAAUCUCCGACAAGGGCACAAAGGUUGAAGGAGAAUCAUCCGAGGACACAAGACUUCUGGAGCUGGAUGAGUCUCAGAAGAGUGAGCACACAGUGUUUGUAAUGCCCCCUGAACCUCCAGCCGACGAUGGACCUGAGCCCGCUACUCGAUACACCUAUAAAGGUUUCCCCAGAUUGCAGAUAGAGCUGUUCGACCGUCCAAGAGUGUUACGACCAGCACUUAGCAGCAGAGCAGCAGGGGCCAGUUUGUCCAGCAGCCCUGCAUUACUGGCAAAGAGGACAAAGCAGGAGAUCAAGCUCGCCUACAAAAUGGCAAAGCGUUUCUACUCCAACCCUCCGCUGUGGGCCCGCUGUCUGUUCAGCCACUGCUACAGCCUGUGGUUCAUCUGCCUGCCAGCAGGCGUGCGACUGGCCAAGUCUAAGAGCCGUGCCAUGCAGCAGGCGUACAACGUCCUGCUGAAGAUGAGGACCACUGAGGUGGAGGUGCUGGAUGAGGUGUGUUACAGAGUGGUAAUGCAGCUCUGUGGUGUGUGGGGUCUUCCUGUUAUGGCCGUGCGAGUCCUGGUUGAGAUGAAGAAAGCUGGAGUACAUCCCAACGCCAUCACAUAUGGAUAUUACAACAAGGCUGUCUUAGAGAGCCCAUGGCCAAGCCGAAACCGCAGCGGCCUCUUUAUGUGGACCAAGCUUCGUAAUGUGCUUCGAGGUGUGGCCCAGUUCAAGCACGCUGUGGACCGAACAACUUCCACGAAGGGACCCACCCCCACAGCUGCGUCAAUAGGAGGAUCGGCAGUCACUGAUGCUGACCGUCUGAGUCAUGGAAGUGCUGACAGCUCCAACGAGGUUAACGGUGAAGAGCAUAACCUGUUUGCCCACGGCCACGGGAUGGAAGACACAACAGACAACCACUGUAGUACAGGAAGGCAAUCUGAUCAAGGCUACGGCUCCAAGGAUGAGUUGCACCAGGAGCUGGCAGAGCCUUCACACACAGCUGUCCUUUCCACUGAAGAGAGGAACAAUACCAAAGCACAGCGUAAUGGAGGCGACAUUGCUGGCUCAGUGGACAGUGCAGUAGCAGUAGCAGAACCCCCCAGUCCUGUUGAUGUGCCCUCACCUGUCCCGAGUAUUGUGAAGCUGUCCACAGGGAGCUUUGAUGGUGAAACAGGUCCAGGGAAGCUGUUCAGGAGACACAGCAAGAACGAUAAUGUGUCUCUCCCUGAUGAUGAUGCCUCUCUGGCAUCAGGGGAUGUAGCCAACCAGCCUCAGCAGCAGCGGCAGAAAUCCUUUUCUGAGCGCAGCUGUAGCUUCAGUGCUGAGACUCGUGCUGGAAUGCUCCUAGAGAAAGGCGUGGACCACAUGGCCAGCCAGAUGGGCGCCGAUGCUCGUAUCCUGACUGCAGCGCUCUCUGCUGGCCAAAGUCCACCCCCCAGCAGUGUGUCCAAAGCACUAUUUAAAGAUCUGGAGGAAGAGCCCGAAGAUGAUCAGGGCUUGAUACUUGGGAAGCUGCCAGUGGAAGAGGUGCCAGCAGCACCAGAAAAAGGGAAAGGAGAUGAUAAAGAUGAGGAGGGGACUGAGGUGACAAGUGAAACACAAGAGGGGAAGGAAACUGAAGCACAUGAGGAUGAGUCCGGGGGGCGAGGAGCAACUUUGGAGAGGGCAGAUGUGGAGGUGGGUGCUGACCCGCUUUCCCUCCUGGUGUCAGAGACCGAAGAGUCAGCCUCUGUUACCAGCCAGGAGCCACCACGCCCAAUGCCUGCUGUGGUGUCCCGCAACCUGGCCGAGGAGAUCGAGAUGUACAUGAGCCUGCGCAGCCCUCUAGGGGUCAAGUCCUCCAGCAUGGAGCUCCAGCAGUCCCAGGUAGACUCCACUGACACCCCACAGUCCAAACAGACUAUGGAGCGCAGGUCUAGCCUUCCUGUGCCUCCCGUCAAAACUCCAACUGACUCUCCGGGCGACACCCCCAAACGGAGCCCCAGCACCGUGACUCGCUCCAAGACAUUUGCUGCAAAGUCAAAGCCCCCGGCCAGCACUACGGCUAGCCCAGGUGCUAGGUCGUCCUCGCUGACGGCGCUGGUCAAGUCCUCACAGGGAGGGUCUCUGGGCUCAGUCAUAAACUCCAUAUCAGGCAUCAAGAUGGACACGCUGUUGUCAGGACCUAAAAUUGAUGUGCUGAAGUCUGGCAUGAAGCAGGCGGCAAAUGUAGCCAGCAAAGUGUGGGGGGCAGUGGCAUCAGCUUACUCCUACUCAGAUGAUGAGGAUGAACAAGCUCAGGGUGCCGGUGGCUUCCCAGCACGUCUGGAUGAACACAUGUUGGCUGCACAUGACAUAGAUGAGAGUCCUGAAAGAGGGGCCAUCCCGGGUUUGGUGGCCAAUGGCUUGAACCAGAGCUGCACCAGCCUGGGCAGCAGCAGUGGCAGCAGUGACACAGGCCGAGGGACCCACCAGACACAUCCAACCCCAGGACGAGCAGGCAGGGGUCCCGACUCUGAGCAGGGCUCCUCACAUCACGCUUCGUCCUCCAGCAUCUACCAAAGCUGUGCAUUGGAGGUGCUGAUGUCGAGUUGCUCGCAGUGCCGCUCCUGUGAAGCUCUCGUGUAUGAUGAGGAGAUCAUGGCGGGCUGGACGGCUGACGACUCCAACCUAAAUACCAACUGUCCUUUCUGUCGCACAGCCUUCCUUCCCUUUAUGCACAUCGAGUUUCAUGACUUUCGCACAAUGAGCGGGUUCUAUGUGAAUCCCAGUGCCUCAGGAGACAGCAUCCACAGCACCAGUAACCAGCCCACAGCCAGCAGUUCAGCCGACAUUAAGACACCAGACCUUAUCACGUUCCCUGAAGAAGAACCCAGGGAGACUCCAGAUAAUCGUCCUGGAACACAUAAGAGUCUGAUUCCAGAGCCGGUGCAGUCAGACCCUCUGGGUCUACUGGAGCACCACGCGGCGGGGAAGCAGCAGAGAUGCACUGGGACGUCACUGACACGCAGCAACAGCGUGGGAGGUCCACUGCAGAGCCUGGACUACUUACAGAGACCUGGACAUGGUGUCUCCACAACCAGCCUGCCCUGCAGCCUGCAAGAGGUUUCGGAUGGGAUGGGGACCAAACGGCCAAACCCCAAGCCUGUGUCUGUCCCUUACCUCAGCCCCUUGGUGCUGCGCAAGGAGCUGGAGACCCUGUUGGAGAAUGAGGGGGAUCAGGUGAUCUACACCCACAAGUUCCUCAACCAGCACCCCAUCAUCUUCUGGAACCUGGUGUGGUAUUUCCGUCGCUUGGACCUGCCCACUCACUUACCUGGUCUCAUUCUCACCUCUGAACACUGCAACAACGGAGUACAGCUGCCCCUGACAUCACUGUCCCAGGACAGUAAGCAGGUAUAUGUCCAGCUCCUGUGGGACAACAUCAACCUACACCAGGAACCUGGAGAUCCCCUCUACCUGCUGUGGAGGACCUUGUUGGAGAAGAAGGGGACAUUGGCUCCAACAGACCACCAGGAGAUUCGUAUCCUCCUCAACACAAUCGUUCGCAACAUCCAGACCAACGACGUCUAUGGACCAAUCAACCUGUUGAUCCGAGAGAUCAAGAGGCGCCCGGAGGGGGUCAAACGACAGAGGAGUAUCUAUAGAGAAAUACUGUUUCUUUCACUGGUGGCCUUGGGACGCGAGAACAUUGACGUAGAGGCCUUCGACAGAGAGUACCGCCUGGCUUAUGACGAACUGAGCGCCGAGCAGCUCAAGUCUGUGCACCACAUCGAUCGACCGCCCACCCCCAGCGUCCAGUGGUGCCUCAAAUGCUUCGGAACCCCUUUCAUCUGAUCACCAACGCCUGCGGCGAAGAUACAAAAUCUGACUGCUCACGUGUAACAGCAGGAGGGAAGGAUCGGUUGGUGGCCCUGGAGUGUGAGCAAAAAAAAAAAAAGAAA